UAGAAGAUAGAGGCUCUUCGGAUAUCCGUCGAACUUUGAUUCCCUGCUACGCACCGUAUCCGAGCGAUGGACAGGCCUACCGAAUCUACAUUACCCCUCCACUCUAAGGAGGAAGAAAAACAGCCAGAUGCAGGGAAGCCUGAGCAGGCAGAGGGAGAGGCAGCGGGGCCUAGCAAGAAUGCUCUGAAAAAGGCCGCAAAGGAGAAAGCAAAGGCGGAAAAGGCUGCUCAACGUGCGGCGCAGCAGCAAGCCGCUGCCCAGGCCACCCAAGCGGAAGACACGGCGAAGCACUUAUACGGUAAAAUGCCAGAUUCUGCAGAAGUAGAAGAUGUCAUGAACCUCAUGAAGUUAUCGGAUGACCAUUAUGACAAGGAGGUCACCAUUAUUGCGCGUGUAGACAAUGCUCGCGUGCAGAGCGCCAAACUUGCAUUCCUCAUGCUCCGACAGCAAGGGAAGAAGAUACAGGCCGUUAUAAGCCUCAAGGAGCCAUUGUCCAGACAGAUGAUCAAGUGGACUGGCCAAUUGAAUGUCAAUUCAAUCGUUCAAGUAUCCGGAAUUGUCAAGAAACCAGAAAUCCCUGUUCACUCCGCCUCGCUACCAAACAUGGAACUCCAUAUCACCAAAGUAUACAUGAUAUCUGAGGCAAUUCCAAUGCUUCCUAUGCAAGUCAAGGAUGCAGAGAGACCCCCACCAGAAUCUACCGAAGAAGGGCUAGUCGAUACCGAUGGAACUCUCUGUCAGUUUGAAACUCGUCUUGAUAACCGAAUUCUUGACCUUCAAACGGAAACAAGUCAGGCCAUUAUGGCAAUUUCAAGCGGUGUAGCACAGCUAUUCUCAGAGUAUAUGUUGAAAAGCGGCUCAAGAUGGAUAUUCACCUCUAAAAUCACAGGAGCAGCCACCGAGGGAGGCAGUGGUGUUUUCGAGAUUUCCUACUUCAAACGAAAGGCAUACCUGUCCCAAAGCCCUCAAUUGGGAAAGCAGAUGUGUAUUGCUGGUGACAUGAUGAGCGUAUUCGAGAUCGGACCUGUAUUCAGGGCUGAAGAUAGUAACACCCAUCGUCAUUUGACUGAAUUCAUUGGUCUCGAUUUUGAAAGGACUUUCCAGAAACAUUACCAUGAAGUUUUGGAUUUCGCUGAAAAUCUACUUGUUUUCAUCCUGUCCGAGUUAAAAAUUCGUUUCAAGGACGAGAUUGCUGUUGUUCAAAAGUCUUAUCCCAAGGCCGGGGAAUUCAAACUGCCAAAGGAUGGGAAAGCCCUAAGGCUGAAGUAUAUGGAGGCUUUGGGUUUCCUAAAAGAGGCUGGCGUGGACGUCUCUGAACAGGAGAGGUUCGAGAAUGACUUUACCACUGCCAUGGAGAAGCAGCUUGGAAGAAUUAUCCGAGAGAAGUACGAUACCGACUUCUAUGUUGUCGACAAGUUUCCAAGUGCUGUUCGUCCUUUCUAUACAAAAUCGUGCCCGGAUGACCCCACCUUCUCGAACUCUUAUGACUUUUUCAUGAGAGGCGAGGAGAUCAUGUCGGGAGCACAACGAAUCAAUGACGCCAAGGAGUUGGAAGAAGCUAUGGUGGCAAGAGGAGUCGAGCCCAACCAGGAAGGAUUUGAGGAUUAUAUCAACGCAUUCAGACAAGGCUGUUCUCCUCACGCUGGCGGUGGAUUGGGAUUGAACCGUAUUGUCCAAUUUUUCUUAGGUCUGCCCAACAUUCGAUUGGCGACCUUGUUCCCCCGAGAUCCCCAGAGAUUGCGACCUUAG
This is a messenger RNA of Microsporum canis CBS 113480, 1749 nucleotides long. RefSeq names its product aspartyl-tRNA synthetase. Gene Ontology annotation, biological process: aspartyl-tRNA aminoacylation. Gene Ontology annotation, molecular function: ATP binding; RNA binding; aspartate-tRNA ligase activity. The record is from RefSeq and is a predicted model, not a curated record. Bases 67 to 1749 code for a protein of 560 amino acids. The transcript has 2 exons. Lineage: Eukaryota; Fungi; Ascomycota; Eurotiomycetes; Onygenales; Arthrodermataceae. Gene Ontology annotation, cellular component: cytosol; aminoacyl-tRNA synthetase multienzyme complex; cytoplasm.